CAGUUAUCAAGUUACACCUUAUUUGAUUUAACCAAUACCGCUCGGACUUUAUAAUGUCAAAAGAAAACCCAUAUGUGCCCAAAUAUAUCAAAGAUGCUCCAUGGUAUCAACCAAAGACCAAUCCAGAGGAUUAUUUAUCACAUCAUAGAACAUCUUCAACACAAGAACCAAAUUCAGAACCAAAGAUAGGACAGGGUAUCAAAGACGAGUUCAUACCCACUGAAGAAAUAGAUCCUACAAGUCAACAGCGCCAUAGGAUAAAGAAGAAAGGACGCUGUAAGAAUUGUGGGGGUGAUCAUGAUAAGAAGGAUUGUCUUGAACGUCCUGGUUUAAUCAAUGUUAAACAGACAGGGAAAGUCUCGAAGAGAAAUGAGGAUGUUGAUUAUGAUGGGAAGAGGGAUAGAUGGUAUGGAUAUGAUGUUAAUGACUAUACGAAAUAUUUAAAAGAUUGGAAAGAGAAGGAGGCAAAGAAAGAACCAGAAGAGAAAAGGGAAUAUGAUACCGAUGAGGAAAUUGAAUUGAAGGAAUUAGGAUUAUUGGAUGAUCCUGAAUUUAAAGAUGCUGCUAAACAGGACGGUGAAAAAAUUAUCCGGUUAAGAGAGGAUAAAGCUGUUUAUUUGACUAAUGUGAGGAAUGAAAAUAUUAGUUAUGAUCCAAAGAGUAGAAUGAUUAGAGAUGAUAAGACUGGUUAUUAUAAUGAUAGUAAUUUGUUUGUUAGACAUUUGACUGGUGAGGCUAAAGAGUUUGAAAACUCCAAAAAGUUUGCAUGGGAUGAAAAAAAACGAGGUAUUAUUGAUGAUAAUCUUGUUGCUAAUCCAACUUUAGCUGACCGUAAAAUUGAAAAGAUGAGUGAGGAGGAGAAAUUAAAAAAGGACAAACUGAAGAAGUCUAUACUAGAUAGAUAUGGGGGAAGCUUGUCAAUUUCAAAUAAUGAUGAAGCUGAAGAAGAGGAAGAUGAAGACCCACAAGCACAAGUUGAUUCCACGAAAUCCAAAUAUCCAGAGGAUGUGUAUCAUAAUAAUCAUACCAGCGUCUGGGGUUCAUAUUAUUCUGAUGGUAAAUGGGGGUAUGGCUGUUGCAAGUCUUUAUAUAAAAACAGUUACUGCAGUAAAUAAUAGAAUAAUAUA
Molecule: messenger RNA, 1127 nt
Organism: Hansenula anomala
Lineage: Eukaryota; Fungi; Ascomycota; Saccharomycetes; Phaffomycetales; Wickerhamomycetaceae
Gene: SLU7
Product: mRNA splicing protein SLU7
Exons: 1
Coding region: 54-1115 (353 amino acids)
Biological process (GO): mRNA splicing, via spliceosome
Cellular component (GO): spliceosomal complex
Molecular function (GO): pre-mRNA 3'-splice site binding
Source: RefSeq, a predicted model, not a curated record